Melozone crissalis (California towhee) is the source of this 3639-nucleotide messenger RNA. It is a transcript of the gene LRRC15, whose product is annotated as leucine rich repeat containing 15. Gene Ontology annotation, molecular function: protein binding. Bases 1 to 3639 code for a protein of 1212 amino acids. The transcript has 4 exons. NCBI's taxonomy places the organism in Eukaryota, Metazoa, Chordata, Aves, Passeriformes, Passerellidae. Gene Ontology annotation, cellular component: extracellular matrix. The record is from RefSeq and is a predicted model, not a curated record.
AUGAGCCCCUGCCAUCGCCUCCCCCUCUCCCAGGACAAGCUCUUUCCGCUCCGGAUUAUCCCGCGGGCGGAGCUGGCCGGGCCCCGCAUUCCUUCCAGCCUAGCGCUGCCGGAGCCGGGGCCAAGCCCCGCUGCUGCUGCUGCUAUCGCUCGGGCCGGGGCGGCUCUGCUGCUGGGGCCAACCCCACUGGAGCCUGAGAUCCUAAACGCCGUUUUCCUGGAGCUCCAGGAGGGUUGUGGUGGGCCUGGUGCUGGCCCAAUGGAGCAGGGAGGCUGGCAGCAGUGGCUGCUGCUGCUGGUGGGCAUCCAGCUGGCCAGCAGCCAGUGCCCAGAGCAGUGCCAGUGUGUCCGCAGUGCCCAGGUGGAGUGCUUUGGUGCCGACAUCAGCACGGUGCCCAGCCCCAUCCCUGCCAACGCCAUGACCCUGCAGAUCAUCAACACGCGCAUCGCCGAGCUGGGCGACGCCGCCUUCGGCAACGCCUCCCUGCUCAUCGGGCUGCGCGUGGAGAAGAACCUCCUGUCUCGCAUCAGCCCCGCGGCCUUCCAGAACCUGCCCGACCUGCGCUACCUCAGCCUGGCCAGCAACAAGCUGCAGGAGCUCCCUGUGCAGGUCUUUGAGCCUCUGGACAAGCUGGAGUCUCUACUCCUCUCCAGCAACCAGAUCCUCCAGGUCGAGCCUUCCCACUUCGCCCAUCUGAGCAACCUCAAAGAGCUGCAGCUGCACGGGAACAACCUGAAGGAGCUGCAGGAGGGGGUGUUUGACCAGCUGACCAGCCUCACCAAGCUCAACCUGGCCAGGAAUAACAUCGACCGCCUGCCGCCCCGGGCCUUCGAGCGGCUGGCACGGCUGCAGGUGCUGCGGCUCUACGAGAACCGGCUCCGGCACAUCCCGGUGGGCACCUUCGAUGGGCUGCCGGAGCUGCAGGAGCUGGGGCUGCACCAGAACCAGCUGGAGACGCUGUCCCCGGAGCUCUUUGUGCACAACACCAACCUGCAGAAGCUCUACCUGUCCAACAACUUCCUCACCACUCUGCCGAGCGGCGUCUUCUUGCCCCUGCAUGCUCUCGCCAAGAUCACCCUGCACGUCAACCGCCUGCGGGACAUCUCCCCCAGCGCCUUUGGGCCCACGCCCAACCUGCAGGAGCUCUGGCUUUACGAGAAUGAGCUUUCCAGCCUCCCCACUGCCGUCUUCAGCAACCUGACCCAGCUGCAGCUCCUGGUUCUCAGCAAGAACCGGCUGCAGUCGGUGCCACCGGGGGCUUUCCAGGGCCUGGGGGAGCUGCUGGAGCUCUCGCUGCACUCCAAUGCCCUGCGCCGCCUGGAUGCCCGGGCACUGGAGGGGAUGCCCAAGCUGCAGAACAUCUCUCUGCACCACAACCAGCUGCAGGCACUGCCACGGGGCCUCUUCAGGGCCACGCCUGGGCUGCGGCACCUGCAGCUGCACUCCAAUGCCCUGGAGUACCUGCCCGCCGGCAUCUUCUCCCCGCUGACGGCCCUGAGAGAGGUGAGGCUGCACAACAACUCCUGGCGCUGUGACAAGGGCAUCCUGCCCCUGCAGGGCUGGCUGCAGGAGAACCCUCACAGGGUGGGUGAGAUACCCCCGCUGUGUGCCCAGCCUCCCGCCCUGCAGGGCAUCCCCAUCGCCGGGCUGCCACAGGACCACUUCAUCGACCCCCAGCCCCCCACUGCUGCUGCUCCUCAUCCCAGCACCCUGCUCCCUGCUGACACCUCUGCGGCAGCCUCAGAUGAUGCCUCAGCAGCAGAAGAUGCCUCGAUGGAGCCCCCCACGGGGCUGCCAGCCUCCCCACAGGAGGAUGAGGAGGAGAAGAAAGAGGAGGAAGAGAGGGGGCAGUGGGGGCUGACACGCCUGCAGAGUGGGGUGGUGGUAGCAGUCAUUGUGCUGGUGAGUGUGGCCCUGCUGGCUGCUCUGGUGGCAUUGGUGGUCUAUGGCUUGCUGGCUGCUCACAGCACCUCAGCAGCCAGUGCUGGUACAAGCAGCUCCAGCCUGGUGCAUUGCAGGCUGCUGAUCUAUGUGCUGCUGGGGCUGGGGUCCCUGCUGGUGGGGGCACUGUCCCCAUCCUGCCCCCCUGCCUGCCAGUGCUAUGACACCUCCAAAGUCUUCUGCUCCAAUGAAGGGAUACGGGAGAUCCCGGAGGGCCUGCCAGGAAGUGCCACCCACCUCUUCUUCGUGGAGACAGCCCUGAGCAGCAUCCGCAGCGGGCACUUGGGAUCCAGCACCACACUCACCAAGCUGGUCUUCAUCAACAACAACAUCCAGGAGCUGCAGCCUGGUGCCUUUCAGGGGCUGCCCAGCCUCACUGAGCUGGAGGUGUCAGGCAACCCCUUGCCAGCUGUCAGCCCUGGGACGCUGGCAGGGCUGACCAGCCUCAGCAAGCUUUCCCUCAGUGCCAACACCAUCCGCACCCUGCAGCCGGGGCUCUUCACUGCCUCUUGCCACCUGCAGGACCUGAGCUUGGCAAGGAACAGGAUUGAGGCACUGCCCCCUGGCAUCUUCCGCCCACUCCGGCGGCUCCAGGCCCUGGACCUGUCACAGAAUGCUCUGCCCGAGCUGCCGGAUGGUCUGCUGGCCCCACUUGUCACCCUUCGUGUUCUCAAGCUCAGUGACAACCUGCUGGCACAGGUGCCUCCUGGUGCUUUCAGGGCGCUUGGCCAGCUCACCGAGCUCCACCUGGACGGCAACCAGCUGGAGGAGCUGCCCUCGGACAUCUUCUCCAGGCUGGGGGCGCUGCGGCGGCUGCAGCUGCAGCACAAUGCCCUGGGCAGCCUGGCCCCCGACAUCUUCACAGGUCUCCUCAACCUCACUGUCCUCAGCCUGGAGGGCAACAACCUGGCCACUGUGCCUGCCCUCCUGUUUGCUGGCACCCCUGGCCUCCUCCACCUCUCGCUGGCACGCAACCGGCUGGAGACACUGCCCCAGGAGCUCUUUGCGAACCUGUCAGUGCUGGAAACCCUGGAGCUCUCACACAAUGCCAUAGAUCACCUGCCCACCGGGGCUUUCCAGGGUCUGGAAGGGCUGACAGAGCUCCAGCUGAGCCACAACAACCUCUCCAGGCUGCCGGCGGGGCUGCUGGCCGGGCUGCCUCUCCUCACGGCCCUGGUGCUGGACCACAACCGCCUGGCCCGCCUGCCUGCGGGGCUCUUCGAUGCCAACGAUGAGCUGGUGCGUGUGGGGCUGGCUGGCAACCCCUGGCUCUGCGACUGCCACCUCUCCUACCUCCUGCACUGGCUCCAGAGCUUUGCUGAGCCCCUCACCCACGGCCAAGCCUUCUGUGCCAACCCGGCUGCUCUCCAGGGCCGGUCCCUGCUGGAGGUUUCCCGCGGGCAGCUGCAGUGCCCGGGAGCACACGGUGUCCCCCCGGAGGAGGGCUGGGACACAGAUGCUCCGGGGCAGUGCACCUACAGCGACCCCGAGGGCACGGUGAGCGUGGCCUGCAAUGCCACAUCGUGCCAGCAGCUGAACCUGCGCCUCCCUCCUCCCGGGCCGGAGCGGGGCCUGGGGGCGGCCUACCGGCGGGCCUGGCUGCUGCGCUCCCGCUGCGGCACGCUGCAGGUCAGCGUCCUUGUCACAGCGCAGAGAGGGAACGAGGUCACACCACCAGCACCCCUCGCCGUGCCCUGA